This is a messenger RNA of Vicia villosa (hairy vetch), 552 nucleotides long. Its product is annotated as early nodule-specific protein 2-like. The record is from RefSeq and is a predicted model, not a curated record. Bases 1 to 552 code for a protein of 183 amino acids. The transcript has 3 exons. NCBI's taxonomy places the organism in Eukaryota, Viridiplantae, Streptophyta, Magnoliopsida, Fabales, Fabaceae.
AUGUAUGUAGCAGAACAAGAUUCUGAACCUGACACUCCUCCUGGAUACUAUGAAAAUGGACAUAUACCCGUAGAUUAUCUUGAACCUGAAUACGAACCUAUGCAUGAGGAUGAUCAUGUGCCUGAAUAUGAGCCUCUACCUGAAGAUGAACCCACUCCUGAGUAUGAGCCUGAGACUCCUACUAGUUCACAAGAAAUUCAAUCUGAAGACAUGACUGACGUCGAGCUUGAACAACAACAACCUGCUGCAUCUGCUGAAUCAGUGGCCCCAAGAAAUGCUCCUCCAAGGAUCGAGCCUGCUCCUAAUCAGAACACGCAUGGGCAAGCCAUCGAUGCACUGCAACACGAACGUUGGAGGCUUAUUAAUGAAAAUCCUCAAGAAAACCAACCUGAACAUCAUAAUGAGCCAGUGGAUGCAAUGGAACAAGAGUUCAACCAAGCACAAGCUGAUUUCAACAUACCUCCUCAAAACAAUCCUCCGCCUAUUACUCUCGAUGCCAUGUUUUACGCUCUUAUUGAGAUUAUUUGUGAAAAGGAGAAGAAAUGGAGCUAA